AUGGCCUGCUCAAUCUCAGUUCAAAGCCUAUUCGCAGUGGAUUCGACUCGAUAUUUACCUUCAGCCCCUAAACACAUCAAAUUUCCAAGUGGGAAAAAGAAAAUAAGCAUAAAUUGCAGAGCCAUUGAGGUGCAAACCGUGCAAGGGCCCUCAGCUGCUUAUGCCAAAGACAUGGAGAGGAUCUCCGCCAAGGAAUCUUUGCUUCUUGCGUUCAAAGAUGCUGGGGGAUUUGAAGCAGUAGUCACCGGAAAACUUACAAGUGUGCAACGUAUUGAUGUUAAUGAAAGAAUAGUUAAUCUCGAGAGGCUGAACCCGACUCCAAGACCAACAACGUCUCCUUAUUUGGAAGGUCAGUGGAAUUUCGAGUGGUUUGGAUCAGGAACUCCAGGGUUCUAUGCUGUUCGACUUUUAUUCGGGAGUUUUCCUCCAACACUGGCAAAUUUUUCGAAACUGGAUGUGGUGAUCAAGGAUGGAUAUGCGAAUAUUUCUGCAGCCAUAGAAUUUUUAAAUUCGGUGGAAAGCAUCUUCACUCUCUCGACAAAGCUAUCCAUCGAGGGCCCUCUUCGGAUGAAAGAAGAAUAUACACAAGGGACAUUUGGCACCCCAAAACUCAACCAAGAAUCAAUACCCGAGCAACUAAAAAGUGCUUUUGGUCGGGCAGCAAGCAGUAUACAACAACUUCCUGUUCCAAUUACAGAUGCUGUGGCCAGUGGAUUAAAAGUCCCCCUCCCUGGGACAUUUGAAAGGUUGUUCAUGAUUUCCUAUCUUGACGAAGACAUAUUGAUUACGAGAGAUACAGCUGGAUUACCUGAAGUGCUUACGAGAUUAAGUCCCGGACAAUCGCCUGAGCCAAUUGUUGAAUAUGAAAGUUGAUAUACAGUCUCAUGACAGGAGUUUGGUAUGGACCGCGUAAAAAGAAAAGCAAAAAGAAAAAAAAGGAAUUUUCUUUCUUGGUGCAAAGCUUUGUUUUCACAUCUUUAUGACAUUUAUUUCUGAAAAAUGUAUUAGAAAAUGUUCAAAGUCUUGAAAAGUAUUUCAAGUCUUCUUUUUAUUUUGUGCUCUGCCUGCUUGCACAUUAAUGGAUAUUCAAAUUUUAAUCAAUUUUUAAGAAUUCCCAAUAGAGAAAUAUUGGUUUCUAAAUCAAUCUGUUCGUUUGUCUUUCUCAUUACCGUAGGGUGUGAAGUUGAAAUUUGUGAUGGCAUCACAAAACUUCUUUGACCUCUUUUAAUAUUACUUUUUAACAAUUGAGACUUGAGAUAUAGAAGAUGGCCACGAAUAUUUUUUUUAUUGCAUAUG
Messenger RNA from Striga asiatica, 1296 nucleotides. The record is from the annotation of a GenBank genome assembly. NCBI's taxonomy places the organism in Eukaryota, Viridiplantae, Streptophyta, Magnoliopsida, Lamiales, Orobanchaceae.